AUGCAGUGCAUGCUGUGCCGGGGCCGCGCCACAGCGCCUCAGCCUCAGGGGAAACAUGUCUCCUGUAGGACACCCCCAAACAUCACCGCCUACCCAGCCGCCCACACUCCCUGCAUGCCGGGACGCGCCGCAGCGCCUCAGCCUCAGGGGGAACGUGUCUCCUGUGGGACACCACCAAACAUCACCGCCUGCCCAGCUGCCCACACUGCAUGCAUGCCGGGCCGCACCGCAGCGCUCCAGCCUCAGGAGGAACGUGUCUCCUGUGGGACACCACCAAACAUCAUUGCCUGCCCAGCCACCCACACUCCCACAAUGUCGGGCUGCGCCACAGUGCCUCAGCCUCAGGGGGAACGUGUCUCCUGUGGGACACCCCCAAACAUCACGGCCUACCCAGCCGCCCACACUCCCUGCAUGCCGGGCCGCGCCACAGCGCCUCAGCCUCAGGGGAAACAUGUCUCCUGUAGGACACCCCCAAACAUCACCGCCUACCCAGCCGCCCACACUCCCUGCAUGCCGGGCCGCCCCGCAGCGUCUCAGCCACAGGGGGAACGUGUCUCCUGUGGGACACCACCAAACAUCAUUGCCUGCCCAGCCACCCACACUCUCUGCAUGCCGGGCCGCGCCGCAGCGCCUCAGCCUCAGGGGGAACGUGUCUCCUGUAGGACACCCCCAAACAUCACCGCCUACCCAGCCGCCCACACUCCCUGGAUGCCGGGCCGCGCCACAGCGCCUCAGCCUCAGGGGAAACAUGUCUCCUGUAGGACACCCCCAAAUAUCACCGCCUACCCAGCCGCCCACACUCCCUGCAUGCCGGGCCGCGCCGCAGCGCCUCUGCCUCAGGGGGAACGUGUCUCCUGUGGGACACCACCAAACAUCACCGCCUACCCAGCUGCCCACACUGCCUGCAUGCCGGGCCGCGCCGCAGCGCCUCAGCCUCAGGGGGAACGUAUCUCCUGUGGGACACCCCCAAACAUCACCGCCUACCCAGCCGCCCACACUCCCUGCAUGCCGGGCCGCGCCACAGCGCCUCAGCGUCAGGGGAAACAUGUCUCCUGUAGGACACCCCCAAACAUCACCGUCUACCCAGCCGCCCACACUCCCUGCAUGCCGAGCCGCGCCGCAGCGCUCCAGCCUCUGGGGGAACGUGUCUCCUGUGGGACACCACCAAACAUCACCGCCUACCCAGCCGCCAACACUCCCUGCAUGCCGGGCCGCGCCGCAGUGCCUCAGCCUCAGGGGGAACGUGUGUCCUGUGGGACACCCCCAAACAUCACCGCCUACCCAGCCGCCCACACUCUCUGCAUGCCGGCCCGCGCCACAGUGCCUCAGCCUCAGGGGAAACAUGUCUCCUGUAGGACACCCCCAAACAUCACCGCCUACCCAGCCGCCCACACUGCCUGCAUGCCGGGCCGCGCCGCACCGCCUCAGCCUCAGGGGGAACGUGUCUCCUGUGGGACACCACCAAACAUCACCGCCUUCCCAGCUGCCCACACUGCCUGCAUGCCGGGCCGCACCGCAGCGCUCCAGCCUCAGGGGGAACGUGUCUCCUGUGGGACACCACCAAACAUCACCGCCUGCCCAGCUGCCCACACUGCCUGCAUGCCGGGCCGCACCGCAGCGCUCCAGCCUCAGGAGGAAUGUGUCUCCUGUGGGACACCACCAAACAUCAUUGCCUGCCCAGCCACCCACACUCCCUACAUGUCGGGCUGCGCCACAGCGCCCCAGCCUCAGGGGGAACGUGUCUCCUGUGGGACACCCCCAAACAUCACCGCCUACCCAGCCGCCCACACUCCCUGCAUGCCGGGCCGCGCCACAGCGCCUCAGCCUCAGGGGAAACGUGUCUCCUGUGGGACACCACCAAACAUCAUUGCCUGCCCAGCCACCCACACUCCCUGCAUGCCGGGCCGCGCCACAGCGUCUCAGCCUCAGGGGGAACGUGUCUCCUGUGGGACACCACCAAACAUCAUUGCCUGCCCAGCCACCCACACUCCCUGCAUGCCGGGCCGCGCCGCAGCGCCUCAGCCUCAGGGGGAACGUGUCCCCUGUAGGACACCCCCAAACAUCACCGCCUACCCAGCUGCCCACACUCCCUGCAUGCCGGGCCGCGCCACAGCGCCUCAGCCUCAGGGGAAAUAUGUCUCCUGUAGGACACCCCCAAACAUCACCACCUACCCAGCCGCCCACACUCCCUGCAUGCCGGGCCACGCCGCAGCGCCUCAGCCUCAGGGGGAACGUGUCUCCUGUGGGACACCACCAAACAUCACCGCCUGCCCAGCUGCCCACACUGCCUGCAUGCCGGGCCGCACCGCUGCGCCUCAGCCUCAGGGGGAACGUGUCUCCUGA
Molecule: messenger RNA, 2343 nt
Organism: Schistocerca nitens (vagrant locust)
Lineage: Eukaryota; Metazoa; Arthropoda; Insecta; Orthoptera; Acrididae
Product: nascent polypeptide-associated complex subunit alpha, muscle-specific form-like
Exons: 1
Coding region: 1-2343 (780 amino acids)
Source: RefSeq, a predicted model, not a curated record